Molecule: messenger RNA, 4755 nt
Organism: Mollisia scopiformis
Lineage: Eukaryota; Fungi; Ascomycota; Leotiomycetes; Helotiales; Mollisiaceae
Product: vacuolar assembly/sorting protein-like protein VPS8
Exons: 3
Coding region: 1-4755 (1584 amino acids)
Biological process (GO): protein targeting to vacuole; endosomal vesicle fusion
Cellular component (GO): HOPS complex; late endosome
Molecular function (GO): protein binding
Source: RefSeq, a predicted model, not a curated record
AUGAGCGACUCUUCCGAGGAAAACGAUAGCGGUGCGGAGGAGGCUACAAUCAAUGGAGAUACGUAUAAUGGAACGGAGGAUGUAGCAGAUGCUGAGGAUGGGCCAUCUCCAGUUGCGGGUCGCAUCUCGGAUUUACUUCAGGAGGCAAGAGAGGGCGCCUCAACACCACAACAGUUAGGCAAUGGUGUCAAUCGAUACAAGGCUGCCCAGCAGCUAGAAAGCGCUUCUGAAGAUGGCUCACUAGAUACCCUACCCAGGAGGACCGGAAGCCCCAUAGACUCAUUGCUUUCUGUUCCAGAUGAUUCCCCCUCUGUGCAGGGCUCCCAAGUAUCUUCUCCUGGUGGAAGUAGUAUACGACCUUCACUUGCCUCGAGACCCGGCCUCGAAAGUCCCACCCCAUCAUUUCGACCAUUCGACAGACGAUUCCAAUCUCGAAUUUCGAGCUCUACCCUCUCUGUCCCUCGCCCCUCCUCGCCCGGACUUCUCAAGGGACAUUCCCGCAAUGCAUCUCUUACCAGCCACUUUACACCAGAUCCCGGAGACACCGACACCCCGUCUCCACCAUGGGAAGUUGUACGAUGGACAAAGCUCAAGAAAAUGAACGGGCAAGCGUUUUCUGAAGUUGGCAGACGCAAUUUCGGCGUGCCGACGUGUAUAUCAGUCUCUGCAUCUAUAGUGUUGGGAACAUCCAAAGGAAUAAUCUUAAUUUUUGAUUACCAUCAAAACCUCAAAUCAAUAAUAGGGCCUGGUACCAAGGCUGUGGAAUCUGGUGCCAUAACAUCAAUUGCUAUUUCGGCAGAUCAUCUCAUUGUUGCCGGGGGGCAUGCUAAUGGUAGCAUCUUCACUUGGGAGACCGCAAAGGCAGCUCGCCCAUUUCUACACAUACCUAGCCUGGAGCCAGCGCAGAUGAUCAACAGAACUCUUGAUGGUCAUGUUCCCAAUGUAGCAAUUGGACAUCUAGGGUUUCUAGGUACUAGGCAUACCGCACUUGUCUCAGCUGAUGAUCGAGGCAUGGCCUUCUCUCAUCUUGCUACCAGAGGCACUGGCGCUCUUGGUCGUACUGUUAAGACCACUCGGAUUCUAGGUCGAUAUCCUAAUGAUGUUCCAACAUCAGGAAAAGCGCGGAAACCGAGCACGGUUCUUGCAUUUGCUCCGUUACCUCUUGGUAAUGUUGAGCGAGGGACGGACACCCUGGGUCUUACUGCCAUGUUGACCCCGUACCUGCUGGUUAUCGUCUCUACGACUCCCAUAGCCCAAACUCAGCACAAAGCUGCUCGGCCAAAAGAAGUUGCUGCUCACAGUGCGCUAAGUGGAUGUCUAGCAUGGUUCCCAGCAGUCAAAUUAAAAGUGCGGGAUCCAAAAACAGGGAGUGAUGUUUCGAAAGUGAAGCUCGUAUACUGUUGGUCAAAUGUCUUGACUGUUCUGGAUGUCGACGAGUUCGAGUCUUCAAACAAAGAUAAACCUUCAAGUCUAUCUUUCAAGCCAAGGAGCAGAUGGAAAGCGGAGGAAGCUAUUGUUGCAGUUCAAUGGCUUAGUCGGUCUGUCUUGUCAGUUCUUACGAUCACUCAGCGAUUGAUUAUACUUGAAGAUGGUAGUAUGCGGAUGACUGACGCUUUCGACCUGGCUCAUAAGCAUAUCUAUCAUCAAGAUUUGUUCUCGAACCAGCUGCACACGUUAGUUGAGCAGCUUGAUGAGGAGGAUCCGUCGAUGCAUGGUGUUGUGGCGGACGCCUUUUACAUGAGCUUCAAAGCGUACAAGAGCCGAAUGUUUCUUCUUGGUUUCAAUGACAUCUCUAUUGGGACGCUAUCGAAUUGGGCAGAUCGCUUGAUUGCGUUGAUGGAAGAUGGCGACUAUAUUGGUGCAAUUCAGCUAGCGACUUCCUACUACACCGGAGCAGCAGACAAGCUGACUAUUGGCUUACCUGAAGAUACUUCUCUACGACAUUCGAUGGUCCAAGACAAGUUGCUCGAAAUCAUGACAGCCUCCUUGAAGUUUGCCUUCGGCCAACGACAAAAGCAGUCUACAACUACUGAUGACAAUCAUCUUAAAGACUUGGCGGAAGCCUGCUUUGAAGCUUGCCUCAGUAUCGGAGACAUCGACUUUCUCUUUGACGAAGCCUAUGAAUGGUACGAGGACGGAGACUCGGAAGGCAUUUUUCUGGAGACACUCGAACCUCACAUCCUUGAGAAGCGCAUUGUUUCCAUCCCUCCAACAGUCGUCAAAUCCAUGGUCAGCUACUAUGUGAGCAAGGGACUUGAAAGUCGCUUAGAAGAGAUGAUUUGCCACAUGGAAACCAUGACACUCGACAUUGAUCAAGUUACGACUCUCUUCAAGCAGCACAACCUAUACGAUGCACUAAUUUACGUCUGGAACCAAGCCCUUCAUGAUUACAUAACGCCACUCAUCGAUCUUUUGUCGCUUUUGAUACCCCUUGUGCAGAAUGGUGACUAUUUUACGAACGGGAAUGUGAUGGAAGAUCCUAUUUUUGGCGUUAAUGCGCUGAAGAUGUUCCCUUAUCUAUCAUACACCUUUACCGGCCGGGUGUACCCGACAGGUGAGAGUCUAGAAGACCAAGACGCUAUGAACGCUAAAGCAGAGCUCUAUUGGUUUAUUUUCUCUGGCAGGACUAUCACUUGGCCCAAGAACACUGGUAACCCAUUCUUGACUCAGCCUACUCACGAACAUGAACCUUCCUUCCCAUAUCUGCGGAUGAUACUCAAGUUCGAUGCUCCAAGCUUCUUGAGCUCGCUUAACGAAGCAUUCGAAGACUCCUUUCUCAAUGACACGCCAGACCGAGCUGUAAAUGGAGGCUCUAGCCGUAACAUGUCAGAAGAACAUGUCUUUGGGCUCUCAAUAAAUAGGCAAUAUAUCAUUACGAUAUUGCUAGAAGUCAUGAAUCCUAAUGACUUUGCUACCGAGGACACGAUCUACCUCGACAUGUUUAUUGCGCGAAAUCUACCUAAAUUUCCGCAAUACUUAUUGCUUUCCGGGACGGCCUUACAUAGGGUCUUAGCUGGAUUGUGCAACUAUCCUGGCGAUGAUCUCGCUGAUGAUGCACAACUGAGCGCCGAGUACUUGCUCUCCGUCUACCAUCCUCCAGAUCUCGAGUCACUGAUGUCACUGUUUGAGAAAGCAGGAUUUUACAGAGUCUUGAAGAGCAUUUACAAGUCCGACAAGCAAUUCAGCAAGCUGGUUCAAACAUACUUCGAUGAUCCGGAUGAUCGCGAAGCUGUUUUCGAUUGUAUAGCCGAUUGCUUGCGACCGCGAUCGGGCUUGACCAAACGUCAGGUUCGAGAUGUGCACGAGGUCAUUGAAGCCCAUGCCAGCGAUCUCAUUCAUCUGGACGCUACCAGGACGGCUCAAACCAUUGAGUCUUAUGCUACCUCACUCCACGAAAAAUUUCUUAAGUCGCUGCCAGACGAUUCCGAACUGCAGUACACUUACCUGCACACUAUCUUGGAACCAACCGCGAAGGAUGCCGAGGAUGCAGCUCAUCCGUCACACUCUGCCUUCACCGAGAGAUACGUGCAACUCAUGUGUAAGUACGACUCUUCACAUGUUGCGGCAUAUGUGGAGCUAGUCCAGGCGAGCGAUUUACGUCUCGAUAAAGUCCUGCCAUACAUGGAAGAUAGUGGAGUUAUCGAUGCAGCCGUAAUCCUAAUGGCACGAGAAGGACAACUACGAGAAGCUAUGGAUCGUCUAGUACAACAUCUGAAGACGUUGGAAAGUGCACUGCUUGGUCUGUUGAACCAUUCGACAGAAGAAGGUGGAUCAACUGAAGCGGAGUCCGCAAUGGAAGACCUGCUAGCAGCCUUGAAGCGAUACACAGAUGUUGGAGUCUGGCUUUGUGUAGGGCAGGUGUCGAUGCACACUUCGCGAAUCUUAAGUCCUACAAUCCGGCGGAAGUCCACCUUUAAGGGCGACCUUUUGCCUGAAGAAACCCUGUGGCUAGAUCUCAUCGACAUUGUCGUACAAAUCACUCGAAAUCUGUCCGCUGGUAUAAGCGACUUGGAGGGUAGAACAGACAUCGACCACGAGAAGCUUCUUUUUCAGUUGCGGGCAUUGGUUCAACGCAGCUUUACAGCAUUGCUUACAGCAACAUCUAGCCCAACACCGUCUGGCUUGAAUUUGUCGUUCCUGAGGAUCCUUCGAGCUUUUCUCACUCGAGCAUCAGUUUCAUCACCCAACUUAGGCGAUCUACGAGCUGUCCUUGCGUCUGUGUUCUCUGCGUACGCAUAUGAAGAGAGCAUCCUAAGUCUUGCGAAUCGAUUGCUCGACAAGGAUUUGUUCGUCAAUGUGGCCGAAGCGACAAACCUCCGCCAGCGAGGUUGGAGACCACGAGGCUCAACUUGCGAGGGCUGCGGACGUCGAGUAUGGGGUCCAGGUGUCUCUGGUGAUAUCUUCUCGAAAUGGGAAGAAAGAGAAGAGCUGGACACUAAACGACGGAAAGAAAGAAGGGCUGCACAGGCAGGAGGUCAAGUCGAGCGAGGCAAAGGCCGAGCACAUGUUCGAAAUACAAGUAAAGUCAGUAUCACUGAUGUAAUGAAGGCCAAAGGCAAGGGAGCUUUAAACGCCCCAGCCGGAGAAGGGGAGGAGGAUGAGCAGAGAAGUGAUCAAGAUGAUGCAAAGGUUGACCUGGGUCCAUUGGUUGUCCUGGCCUGCCGACACAUCUAUCAUGAGGCUUGCUUGGAGGCAAUGCAAGUGGAGGAUACCGCAACCGACGCGAGAGAAUUCAUAUGUCCCAUAGAUGGAUAG